UUGACAAUACUAUUAGAGUUAUCAAUUUGGAUAUACCAGAUUACAAUUUGCCAAAUAGUAGAAAUAAUAAUAAUCAGUAUAUUGGAAUCAGCUCAUUAUAUAGUAAUGAGCCCAGCAAUGUUAAUAAUACUACUGACUUUCCUGCUACUGAUUAUCUACCUACUGAAGCACCUUCAGCUGCUGUUGCUUCUUCAACUACUCCUAUUGCCACAAGUACUAACAAGUAUAACAAUUAUAAUAACAAGAAAAACAAUGAUAAUAAUACUAUUGACUCUCCUGCCGCUGAUUAUCUACCUACUAAAGCAUUUUUAGCUGCUCAUAACAAUAAUAAUGAUAAUAACGAGCAUAGCGAUAAUAACGAGUAUAGUGAUACUAAUGAGUAUAGCGAUAAUAACGAGCAUAACGAUAAUCCUGUAAAACAGAAAUUACCUGUGGAGCUUCGUUUAAUAACAAAAGCAGAAAUUGGUCUUAAAAUAUCGAGCAAUAAUCCUGAUAACUUUGUUAAACCUAAAAGAAAAAAACAAAGGCAUAUAUCGAUUGAUUAUGAAAAUAAUGAAUCUUCAGAUCCUAAAAGCGUAGUUAAAA
Molecule: messenger RNA, 585 nt
Organism: Racocetra persica
Lineage: Eukaryota; Fungi; Glomeromycota; Glomeromycetes; Diversisporales; Gigasporaceae
Source: the annotation of a GenBank genome assembly